Alexandromys fortis (reed vole) is the source of this 360-nucleotide messenger RNA. Its product is annotated as keratin-associated protein 13-2-like. The coding region runs from base 1 to 360 and encodes 119 amino acids. Lineage: Eukaryota; Metazoa; Chordata; Mammalia; Rodentia; Cricetidae. The record is from RefSeq and is a predicted model, not a curated record. The transcript has a single exon.
AUGCAAUCAAAUUUCAGAGACUUUUGUUUGAGCACCCUUCCAAGUCUGGAGACCUGCAUUGAGCCCACCAGCUGCCAGAGGUCCUGUGUAGUGUCCAGACCCUGCCAGACAGUCUGUUACUACCCGAAGAGCUCCACACCUUGCUGUCCCUGCCGGGGAACAUGUGCUGGAUCUCUGAGCUUUGGAUCUAGCAGCUGCCGUUCCCUGGGCUGUGUAUCCAGUGGCUUGAGAUCUCUGAAUUGCGGAAUCUAUGGCUUCCCUUCCCUGUGUUAUGGGUCUAGAUUCUACUACCCAGAAUACUUGGCUUCUACAACAUUCCAACCCUCUUCUUAUAGAUCAGUCUAUGGCAUUGCCUUCUAG